Messenger RNA from Schistosoma guineensis, 1227 nucleotides. NCBI's taxonomy places the organism in Eukaryota, Metazoa, Platyhelminthes, Trematoda, Strigeidida, Schistosomatidae. The record is from the annotation of a GenBank genome assembly.
AUGAGUGUGCGUUACGUCAAGGUCAAAGUGGUAGCGUUUUCGGAUUGCACUGCUGGAUUGAAUUUAUUAUCAAUAAUGAGUAGAAUUAGGACAUCUCUUGAAGUUUUAAGUCUUGGAUUUGGAUUGUUCACUGCAGAAGCUUUGUAUUCUGGAAAUGAGCACUUCUAUAAGGAUUGGUUUCUACCUACUGCCCGUAUCUUAGUCCGUGAUGGUGAAACUGCCCACAAUUUAUCAGUUUACUUAGCAAGUCAUGGUUUUAUACCACAUAAACCUCGAAACUCAUUCCCUCACCUCAAAUGUAAAGUUUUUGGACUCGAAUUCGACCAUCCCAUAGGAUUAGCUGCAGGUUUUGAUAAAAAUGGAGAGGCAUUUAUGGGUCUCUUAAAUGCAGGAUUUUCACAUAUUGAAGUUGGAACUGUCACCCCGGAUCCUCAGCCAGGUAACACACGUCCUCGUAUAUUCAGAUGGACCAAGAAAGAAGCGGUAAUAAACCGAUGUGGGUUUAACAGUGAUGGACAUGAUGCUGUAUAUGAAAGACUCAAAGAUCGUCCAUGGGAAGGCCGUGGUGUAAUUGGUGUCAAUUUAGGCUGCAAUAAAACAAGUACAGAUCCAACUGCUGAUUAUGUGGCAGGUGUUCGGAAGUUUGGCGAAGUAGCUGACUAUUUAGUAAUCAAUGUGUCUAGUCCAAAUACUCCAGGACUACGCUCCCUACAGACUAGAGAAAAAUUGCGCGAUCUCUUAUCUAAAGUUUUAUCAGCUCGAAAUCAAUUAUUGAAAAAAACUCCUAUUUUAUUAAAAAUUUCUCCAGAUGAAAAUGAUCAAAGUUUAAAAGAUAUAGUAGAAGUUGCUUUGGAUUCGAAAACUCGAAUAGAUGGAAUGAUCAUUUCAAACACAACACUUGCAACUUAUGAAGAGGCUGUAGCUUGCGGUGCUGCUCCAAUACCAGGGAACAAUGAACAAAAUGUUGUAUAUGGUGGCUUAAGCGGUCGACCAUUAUUUGAAAAAUCAACAGAUUGUUUAAGGAAAGUUUCUGCAUUAACCAAAGGUGCUAUACCCCUGAUCGGUGUUGGUGGUAUCAGCUGCGGUGAAGAUGCAUUGUCCAAGUUAAAUGCCGGUGCUAGCUUAGUACAGUUAUAUACAAGUUUUGUUUAUCAGGGACCACCGGUUGCUCAUAAAGUCGCUAGAGAAAUUAAUAAAUUAAAGAUGACAUCUUUAACUCCCGACUAA